Molecule: messenger RNA, 384 nt
Organism: Micromonas commoda
Lineage: Eukaryota; Viridiplantae; Chlorophyta; Mamiellophyceae; Mamiellales; Mamiellaceae
Exons: 1
Coding region: 1-384 (127 amino acids)
Cellular component (GO): cytosol
Molecular function (GO): deaminase activity
Source: RefSeq, a predicted model, not a curated record
AUGGGCAAGGAGGUUGUCGCCACCGACAAGGCCCCCGCGGCGCUCGGUCCUUACUCGCAGGCGAUCAAGGCUGGCAACACCCUCUACGUGUCCGGCCAGAUCGGUUUGAUUCCGGGCGAGGGCAAGUUCGCGGGCGACACCAUCGAGGAACAGACCGAACAGGUGAUGAAGAACAUGGGGGCGAUUCUCACGGAGGCUGGCGCAGACUUCUCCAAGGUUGUCAAGACCACCAUCCUCCUUGCCUCCAUGGAUGACUUCAAGACCGUCAACGAGAUCUACGGCAAACGAUUCCCGGAGAACCCGCCCGCGCGCGCCACCUUCGCGGUGAAGACCCUGCCCCUUAACGCGCUUGUCGAGAUCGACUGCACCGCCUACCUCGACUAA